This is a messenger RNA of Oldenlandia corymbosa var. corymbosa, 1251 nucleotides long. NCBI's taxonomy places the organism in Eukaryota, Viridiplantae, Streptophyta, Magnoliopsida, Gentianales, Rubiaceae. The record is from the annotation of a GenBank genome assembly.
AUGGCACGUAAUGUAUCAUACAUGCUUCAUUUGUAUCAUACAAGCAAGUAUGUGAUAGAGAAUGGUAGCAUCAACACUUUUUCGAAUAUGCCGGAUGAUGAUUUGUUUGUUGAGGAAAGUCUCGGUGGUAGGCGUGUAGUGAAGAUCAAGAAUGAUUCGCAUGUAGAGUUCAUGAACCGUGUAGAUCCAAUGUCAUGUUUGGAUUUAUACAUGGAUUUGGAAGAUAUCACUCAAGAAGAAAGAGAAGCGAGUUUGGAAAACGUGUCAUUUAGUGGUUUUCCAAGGGGGGAACGUGCUAGUACUUCUCGAAACCGUGAUGAAGAGGAGACACCUUUAUUUGCACAAGAUGACUACCGGGAAGAGUCGGAUUCCGACUACAUAGCACUAAGUGAAAGCGAAGAAGACUGUGAUGUCUCCGGAAAGAGUAAUUUUGAAGAAAGUGAUGAUGAAAGGUUGGAAAAUGAGGAAAGGGAUUGUAAUCCAUUGCCCCGACGCCAUGUAUAUAGUAAGAUGGGGAAAUGGGAUGCCUCAUGUGUGGACAAGGAUGAGUUUACUCUUAAGAUACUCAUCAGGAGAAAGGUUGAGGACAACGUAGAUUAUACGGUAGCUUCGGCACAGAAAGAUGUGAAGACUUUAUUGAAAGUAGAUGUGCCAUACAAAAGGGCGUGGCAUGGGAGGAGGAAAGCUAUAGAAGCGGUCUAUGGUGAUUGGACCUCGAAUUUCGAAGAACUUCCAUGGUAUAUCGCUACGUUUAAGUUUACUAAUCAUGAGACUGUAGUAGAGUGGGAAUGGAAGGAGGGACAAGAAGACGAAGAACUCGACAAGCAUUUGGACGAUAUCAUCAAUCAAACACAUGCUGAUUUAACCUUGGGUGCAAAUGAUGAGAUGGAGGUAGAGGAUAUCCAAAUCCUGGUUGAUAAAGAUUCAUCUUUGCCCUCACAACCUCCGCCGGGUAAAAAAGCGAAACCAUGGUCGAGAGAUAAGAUUAGAGGAGGAAGAAAGAGGAAGGUCCCAAUCCCCCCUCGGACAUCGCAACAACAAACUGAGGGUCAACAAAAUGAGGAUCAAACACAUUCUUCUCGAGGCUCGCGCAUCCAGGUCGAGACUCAAUUUGAAGACAUUAGUGGACCCGAGACUGAGUUUGACCUUGGUGGACUCAAGACUCAGUUUGGUGGACAAUCGCAACCACAACCGGGAGUCAAAUUUCUCACCAUGUGGGAGUUCCAAUCCCAACCCCAACCCGAGCCUUAG